AUGGGGCGCGACGUGGGCGGGGGGUUUGAUUUAUCGCGUUCCGAAUAUCAAGAGCGGCGCGCGCGUGAGAGCGUGCCACGCGACCGCGGCCAAUCGGGGCCCAUUCAAAAUUCGGCUGCGGCCGAUUGCCUUAUAAAGCGGCGGGUCCGAUCGGUGUGCGCGGUGACGUCACCGCUCACGUGGCCGUCGGCCGGCGCGUUAUCUGCUCUCGGCUGGGAGCGCAUUCCUCGCGGCACUCCACCCUAUUUCGUAUUUAUAGUCGGUCGCUUUAUCGUCCGACUGUUCGGUACGAUUCACACCGGGCGGCGCGUGUCGGCGCACAUCGGAGAUCGUGCGCGUGUCGCGACCUUUAACAUU
This is a messenger RNA of Iphiclides podalirius (scarce swallowtail), 357 nucleotides long. Lineage: Eukaryota; Metazoa; Arthropoda; Insecta; Lepidoptera; Papilionidae. The record is from the annotation of a GenBank genome assembly.